ACAUAUAACUGUCAUGGCUGUGGGUGCACGGAGCAGGCCAUGGGUUUGGUCGCCUCGUGACGAGGCCGCCGAGCCUGAGCCGGCCUACCACGAGUACCCUGCUGGUGGUACAGGCGCUGCCGCUGGGUAUGCCCACGAUCAGACGCCUGGCCACGGCUACAGCUACAGCCCGUACGCCGCCACCCAGAGCCCGAGCCCGUACCCGGCGGCUAGCCCGUACGCUGCGCGGGAUCCGUAUGCUGCGAGCGAUGGUCCGGCAGGCGGUGGCAACCCGGCGUUCCUCGGCACCGCAGCGUAUGCUGGUGCCGGGGCGACGCUCGGCGCAAACCAGACGGCGGCUUCAUACCACGGCUACACCCAGCAGACCCCAGCUGCUGCUCUGACCGCGAGUCCGUAUGGGCAGGGAUACGGCCAGGACUACGCCGGUGGCUACGGCCAGGGCUACGCCGGUGGCUACGGCCAGGGCUACGCCGGUGGCUACGACCAGGGCUACGCCCAGGGCUACGGUUACGAACCAUACGGCGCAACUGGCGGUGGCGGCGCCGUGCUGGGUGCACCGACCGCCGGUGCGGCUACUGGUGCUGCCACUGUUGGCAGCUACAGCCAGGGCGCGAGUCCGCUACUGGCGUCGAUGCGCGGCGGCAGCAACACCCGCCCGCGGCUCGGCGCCGACGAGCCCUCAUACUCGGACUCGGACGACGAGCCAGAGCCGAUGGCCCGUGGGCCUGCGCUCCACGCCGUAGCUUCCACGACCGGCUUUGACGCCAGCACUGCGAGCGCCGACAAGCUGCCGAUGGCCGCCGUCUACCACUCGCCGUAUGCCCCGCAGGCUGCCACAGCCCCUCCUAAGCCGACGUCGAUCAAGGAGCUCAUCCGCCGAAACGCAGCAGUGCAAAAGGUCGGAACGCAAAAGCGCCGCGGCCGCGCCCCCAAGGCCCGCGGCGGCAAGAAGAAGGGCAAAAAAAGGUAG
Messenger RNA from Thecamonas trahens ATCC 50062, 970 nucleotides. RefSeq lists its product as uncharacterized. The transcript has 2 exons. The record is from RefSeq and is a predicted model, not a curated record. NCBI's taxonomy places the organism in Eukaryota, Apusomonadida, Apusomonadidae. Bases 14 to 970 code for a protein of 318 amino acids.